GCGAAUAGUGAACAUUAAAUUAAUGAAUUAAAGUACAAAAUGAUAAAAAGUAAUAACUUGAUACGCUUAAUCUUUACAGGCUCCCCCGGACAACAGGCCAACAACAAAGAAGGACACAAAGGAGAGCCUCCCUCGACGUGAAGAGCCGCAUCAGGAGUCAGCCAUGGAUGAACAGCAGGAGUACCAGACGAACGCAGCACGAUGCAGGGACGGAGCACCAGAAAUCCAAAAUCGCAGGAGUGUAGCUGGAGCAGUCCGCAGCGCCGUUCCAUACAGGAGUCGUCGGCUCCCCCGGACAAGGCAACAUCAAAGAAGGAUACAAAGGAGAGCCUCCCUCGACGUGAAGAGCCGCAUCAGGAGUCAGCCAUGGAUGAACAGGCUCCCCCGGACAGCAGGCCAACAUCAGAGAAGGACACAAAGAAGAGCCUCCCUCGACGUGAAGAGCCGCAUCAGGAGUCAGCCAUGGAUGAACAGCAGGAGUACCAGACGAACGUAUCACGAUGCAGGGACGGAGCACCAGAGAUCCAGAAAUAGCAGGAGUGCAUCUGGAGCAGUCCGCAGCGCCGCAUCAUACAGGAGUCGUCGCGUUGGGAGGCAGCAGCGAAGCCACUGCAAGUAAUACGCAGACACCUCAACAAAUAUUAGCGAGAGUUCGCAGUGUUAACGGCAGGCGGCAGAAAUC
Molecule: messenger RNA, 682 nt
Organism: Drosophila grimshawi
Lineage: Eukaryota; Metazoa; Arthropoda; Insecta; Diptera; Drosophilidae
Exons: 6
Coding region: 202-534 (110 amino acids)
Source: RefSeq, a predicted model, not a curated record